AUGUCCGGUCUGAUCCUGAACCCGAAGCCGUUCCUGAGUAACCUGACGGGCAAACCCGUGGUAGCCCGACUGAAGUGGGGCAUGGAGUACAAGGGCGUGCUACUGUCGGUGGACUCGUACAUGAACUUGCAGCUGGCGAACACGGAGGAAUACAUCAAUGGAGAGCUCACUGGGAAUCUGGGGGAGACACUUGUGCGCUGUAACAACGUGCUCUUUAUCCGCGGGCUACUGGACGACGAGAAGCCACCGACCGAGUCGCCAACGGAUGGCACGGAGCCCAUGGCAGAUAACCAGUAG
Peronospora matthiolae is the source of this 297-nucleotide messenger RNA. Lineage: Eukaryota; Oomycota; Peronosporomycetes; Peronosporales; Peronosporaceae. The record is from the annotation of a GenBank genome assembly.